AAUGGCUCCCUUGUAAACAACAGCCGGAGCUGCCACAACAUGGAGUAUGCUGUGCCCAAGUAUCCAGGUGUUGGGGAAAGUGGCCUGGAGCAGUUCCCAGGUGCCUUGGCCCAUGGCCAGGACUACAGUUUUUUGCAGAACAUUCCUGUGGACGGUGGCAGCCAGUUUGGUGUCUCUGCAUUGGCAUUUGAUACCCAGGAGGAGCUACUUUGGAUGGGAAACCAAGGGGGCCACGUGACAUCCUACUAUACCUGGGAGCUGCAGAAGUACACGUCCUUUCAAGUGCAUGCUACCAACGAGGUGCGGCAGUUGCUGACCAUUGAUGCAGGUGUCCUGUCUCUCACUUGCAACACUCUUCGUCUCAACAACCGCAGAGGACUGAUUGCAUUCCACCAUAGUUCUGAAGAAUUGGAGGACAUGCACUGCAUGACCUUGUCGCCAUCUGGUUCAUUACUGAUGGGCGGUAAUCAGACAAGCCUCAUUGAACUGGAUCUUGCAACGGGCGAGCAGACCACAGUUGCCGACGUGGGGGAGAAUGGCUGUGCUGUCAUACGGAGGCACCCACGCUUCAUCUGCUGUGCCGACUUCACGGGCAAGGUCACACUGCGGGACUCGUCAACUUUUAAGGUGGAGUACACGUUAGAAUCACUUUCAGAAACUGGUGUGCUGUCUGACUUUGAUGUGCUCGGCAACAUGGUUGUCACGUGUGGCUUUACCAACAGACAUGGUGCACUUACAGUGGAUCCAUUCAUAAAAGUAUAUGACCUGCGCGUCAUGCGAGCUGUGGCACCAAUCCAGAUGCUGUUCCCGCCAUCCCUGCUACGUUUUGUUCCAGCCUUCACUUCUCGGCUUUUCGUUGUGUCUCAGACAGGUCAGUUCCAGCUCGUGGACACCAGCACCUUGACCCAGCCCUCGUACAUCUACCAGCUAGAAACUGGGGGCGCGGCUGUGCAUACCUUUGACACUUCCUCAUCCUGUCAGGCUUUGGCUUUUGGUGACGUGGCUGGCUACCUCCACCUUUAUGGGGUCAGCACUCACGUCAACUUUAAUAACUUCAGUCAGCCAACUGAAUUUGCUGACCCGGAAGAGCCACUUCACCCUAUUGAUAUCAAUGACGAGAUAGCUCCCCUGUCCACCAUCCCCAUGCCCUACUGCAGUGGCAAGCUGCUUUCUGACCUGCCCAAGGAGUUCAUUAAGUAUGUCUACAGGAGGCCAGUUCCAAUUGAUCCUGUCAUCUUGAACACCAUGAAGAUGGUAGGGUCCAUUGGGUAUGCUCCAAACCCAGGUCUCUGGAAACGCAAUGAGGUGCGCUACCCACAUGAAACACACCACCGCAGGACCAAGGACACCCGCGAGGAGACUGACAUGAUUCCUCAGUGGUAUAAGAAGAUUGAUGUGAAGUACUCCAAAAUGGGCAUUGAGGACUUCGACUUUAACCUCUACAACCGCACCUGCUUUGCAGGCCUUGAGACAAAUCUGCCUAAUGCAUACUGCAAUAACAUGAUCCAGGUUCUGUACUUUACGGAGCCCUUGCGUUGUGCCAUCAUGAACCACAGCUGCCAGCGAGAGUUCUGCCUCGCGUGUGAGCUGGGCUUCCUCUUCCACAUGUUGGACACUGCCCAGGGCAUACCAUGCCAGGCGAGCAAUUUUCUUCGUGCGUUUCGGACUAUCCCGGAAGCGUCUGCCUUAGGCCUCUUACUUUCCGAUUCGGAUGAUGCUCGCAAGAAGGUUAACUUCCCACGACUUGUGCAGAGCUGGACGCGAUUUGUGCUUCAACAGAUACAUUCGGAAACACCAGAAUUUCAAGACGACGAUGUACAGAAAACAGAGAAAGCUAGCGAGAUGGACAGCCAGGUGAGCAAGCUGUUUGGUUGGACGCUGCUCAACUCGAACCAGUGCCGGUGCGGCAACAUCAGGGAGAAAGAGUCGACUACACUGCUCUGCUCCCUCGUCUACCCCGACCCUCUGCCACCCGUUCCCGAACGAGUGACACCUCAUUAUCCUUUCACCGAGAUACUCAAGCGAAGCCUCUGCCUCGAAAGCACCAUGCCAGCCUGGUGCGACAGGUGCGAGAAAUACCAGCCCACGCUACAAAGCAAAAGGCUGAAGUCGUUACCAGAAAUACUGACCGUCAGCUCAGGCUUGGAAAAUCAGCAGGACCUAAACUUUUGGCAAACCCAAAUUGAGUUGUUUGGCAACAAAGACAGCAAGGCAAUGUCCUUCUGUUCAUCAGCUCCUGUGCCUAAGCGGUGUCGAUAUGGGAACUGCUGCACACGGGCCGGCUGCAAGUUCUUCCAUGAAAAAGACAAAGGAAAGAGGUAUGUGGCUUCUAAAGUGGAGGUGGACACAAGUGUUCAAAGUGCUUGUUCCUGGCUUCCUUUGUCUAUACUUGUCACGUUGAAUAAGGAUGGAACGGUGGACAUUUGCCGUGCUGACUGCAAGACCGAAGCCUCCACAUCUGAAGACACAGGCUUGAGCUCUGGAAAAGAUGACAGCGCUGUUGGGAAACACAAAGAGACCAGCUCAGAGAAAGAGCAGAUCGAAGACGAGAAGGAAGAGGGAGACGACUUGGAGAUGAAGGAAGGAGAAGGAGAAGUCAAGAAGGAGAGCGAAGAGGAAGAAAGCAGUGCAGUCUUGUAUGAGCUGACGUCAGUGGUGUCCGUGGUGAACAACAGCCGCACCAACAUCGUGAGCUGCAUUCGGGUGGGGCCCUCGUACCACAUUCACCACCAGGGGGGACCGGCCACUCAGUGGUACCUUUUCAACGACUUCACCAUCGUGCCCAUAUCUCCCGAAGAAGCGGUGUGGCUUCCUUUGGACUGGAAGCUACCCUGUGUCCUGCACUACACACUUGCCGACAUUUCGAACAAGCAGCCAGCAACAGUGAAGGCCCCUCUGUCAGCAGACGUGUUCCAGCAAGACAUUUCUUUAGCAGCAAAUGGUGGACGGCGUCAUGUCACUUUCACUCCGCUUUCACCGAGUGAGAUUCUGAAACAAGGAGACAUUGUUGCCAUGGAUGCAGAGUUUGUCACACUCAACCAGGAAGAGGCAGAGAUACGGAGUGAUGGCACACGAUCUACCAUUCGUCCUUCCCACAUGUCCGUUGCCAGGAUCUCCUGCCUUCGAGGGCAAGGGCCUCUUGAAGGGAUUCCAUUUAUUGAUGACUACAUUGCAACACAAGAACAGGUGGUGGACUACUUGACCCAGUUUUCGGGAAUCCAGCCCGGUGACCUGGAUGUGACCAUUUCAUCCAAACAUCUGACCACACUUAAGGCUACUUACCGCAAGCUGCGCUACCUCGUGGAUGAAGGAGUAAUCUUUGUUGGCCAUGGUCUCAAGAAUGACUUUAGAGUCAUCAACCUUGUUGUACCUGCUGACCAAGUGAUUGACACCGUGCUUCUCUUUCAACUUCCUAACAAGAGAAUGGUAUCUCUGCGUUUCCUUGCUUGGCACUUUCUUGGGCUGAAGAUCCAGUCCAAGAUGCACGACUCCAUCGAGGAUGCCAAAACAGCGCUGCGACUGUACCGCAAGUACCAGCAGCUCGAGAGGGAAGGGCGGGUCACUGAGUCCCUGAAGGAGAUGUACGAGGCUGGCCGCAAGUCCUCGUGGAAGGUUCCCGGCGCCGAUGAGGAAUGACAGUGUGACCACCUUUGGGCUGAAGUUGAGGGUUGCUGGCCUAGCUUCGAGUCCCAGUGAUGGCCAUCAGAGGCAGAGGGUACAACACCCCAGUCGCCAGUUGCACUGCCUUAAAGAGCUGCCCAGAAAUGCUCAAGGUAAUGUGGCAGGUAUGGCACGCAUUGUGCUGCUGCCACACAAGGGUUUCAGCAGCUACUGUCUCAAGUUAUCAGAUAUAGAAUACAGCAGGAGCAAAUGACAUUGAACUGGACCUGGAGCUUAAAGAGCCCCUCACCAGGCCACGUAGCAAAUUUUGGUUAUACGCUGGAGGUUGUUACGUGCCCUCUAAAGAGUGUUCUACCGCAAGAAUUUUUCAAAUUAGUUCAUUAAUAGCAGAGAUGGAAAUAUUUAAAGUGCUGCAAACCCAUGAUUUCAGGAGGUUAGUGUCACCGCCAUCAUAGGCACUCUCUGCACUUGCCCCCGUCUAGCCUCCGCAAGUGAAAUUCCUUCCCUGCGUUCUCCCAUACCGGAGGUGGAGGAUUGCAUAACAGAUACAUCACUGGCCUUGCCUUCCUUUCUCUCUCUCUCUCUUGCUUUCGCUGAGUGGCGCGCAUUUAGUGAUGGUAUCGCGUGCGAGCUGUUGCAUUUGUAUCGUUUCGCACAGUACAUGAUUUUAUGCGUUGUGCUUGAGAAAAACCUGAUUAGUGGUAUAAAUUAUUGCCACAAUCACGAGCACUGAGGCAGGCACAAGCGGAUCAAAGACCAUGAUCACAAUUGGAACCCAGGAGAAAAUAGCAGAUAGUUUUGUUUUCUGCAAGUGUGACAGCACAACAGGGGAACAAACAGACCAAACCAGAAGUACGUCCCUCUUGCUAAGCACAGAAAGAUUCAGUUUGUAGGAUUUGUUUUUCUAAACCUUAGGUGGUCUAUUGAAGCAACAGAUCGAACAAAUACCUGAUGUUGCCUUGAAUAACUCUUGGAGUCGCGUGUCAUUGUGAGUGACGUCACAGCACUGCAGUUUACGUAGCCGCGCUUGUGUGAUUGACGUUGACUCUCCGGCUGGGAGCACAGCACUCUCAAAGAGAAAGGCACACAGCAUUUGUUUGAAAUUUCAGCGCUUUUUGCAGGGUGUAGCGGUGUAACACUUUGCAGACACAAUCAUUAGCAUGUAUUAUAUGCACUGCACUUGUCAGCUCUAAAUGGCCAGACCUGGUGAGAGGCCCUUGAAAUUAAAAAUAGGACUUAAGACAAAAUGUUAAUCUUUUGUUUGACAGAAUUUAUAGUAGCGACUGGUACAGGGAAAAAAUGAUAAAUUCCUAUAAGCUGUUUCAUCAUCCAGAUUCUGCCAAUGAAUUUUUUAUGCAUGCAUUUCAUGCCUCUGGAAUAGAACCCAGUCAGUGCUCAAGGUAUGUGCGCUUGCAAGAGUCUCCAAAAUAGCACCAGUUCAGAGAUACUAUUCAUCCCCAAGCUUGCGGUGAUAUGCAUUGGUGUAUGCAUUGAAUUAGUGUAUAUCGUUCUGGAUUUUAGGAACUGACAUAUCUCAAGAUUGGUGCUGGUCUCAGGAUUCCCACUAGACAGAUGUGCCUCGAGCGCUGACUGGCUUCAAUUCCAUUAUUUACUAACCAUUGUUGCAUACCCGCUAAGAUUGUUAAUUGAAAAGUUAACUAAUUGAAUUGAGUUAAUGAAGCUUUAAGUGGAAAUUAUCAACCGAUUUCUCAUUUCCUGCACUGCCAUGAAUUCUGUCCAGCAAAAAAUUGGCUUCUUUUUUUUUUCCUUGAUUUAAUAACUUGACACAGUUGUGGCUGACACACUGUGCAAGUGGCCCACAAUGUGCUGUCGCACUCAAAAUUGUAAUCCUGGUUGGAGAGCAGCAAUGGCUAUCACCAUUGCCCGCUGAAGCUGUUGGGAAUGGGGCUGUGCCAUUCUCAGUUGUCUAGGGGCUUACUGAGCAUGCUUAAUUGCACGCUUGGCUUGUCACCUACCGUAUCAAACAGCUUUGGAACUUGUGCCUGUGUACCAAUUGUACCAUACAAUUGACGUAACAGCACAUAAGUGUUGGCCUUGCAGGAUGUCCACAAAGGAUGUCAGCUAAAGCUAGUGGUGACAUUUUACGAGUGUGCAUUCAAACAAGGUCUGGUACAAACACUAUUGUGUUGAAUGACUUUUCUUAACAGAAAGCAUGCAGAAGUGGCUGCUUAUGACUGUGUCACUGCCAAUGCCAUUGUCCCAGCCGAUAAAUAGAAGGCAGCUGCACAUUAUACUGACAGCUCUGCAUAUCUUGGUUAAACCUUGUGUCCCUACUGCUACUGUGGCUCGACCUGCGUCCUGUUAAGACCGUAACAUGAUACUAUUGGCAAUACAUGUGCCAUCAGCACCCAUCGAAAUUCAAGUAGUUGGAGCAUUCAAUUUUUCGUACAGCUUAGAGACAAGCAGUUGGAAUGAGCUAUUAUGUCCAAGUCUGACGUGUCAUGAGCUACGUUUGUGAGAAGUUAGUGUUGAUCAUGAAUCUUUUCUCUGCCAGUCUGCACAGAAACUACAUGCUGUGUUAUGGUCCAUUUUGGUUGGUGCCAUUGCUGCCAUUUUUGUCGGGUCGCAGGCAAGCACAUGGGAUAUCUAGGUUGUGAUCAGCAAUUCGUGCUGCACUGGAGAAAUGUGGAAUAGCAGAAGCUUUGUCCUUUUACUUAGAAAUAAAGCAUCAGUUAGGGACGUGGAACACGACAGCAUUAUAGCAGCUUGAUGGCCUUCACUUUGACGGAGUAAUAUGAUUUUGAAGUCUACUUCAUUCAUUUAUGCACAGAGCUUGCCCACACAGAGUUGCCUGCAUGCACAGAGUUUGCCAGCAUGUUGCAAGCACAGGUCUUGUCGUGUCCGUACGUUCCUACUAUGCCAUUCCAGCAGGAAGAAAUUACCUCUGGGAAAUACCUCUACUCAUGACCUGCAAGUCUUUCCCUUUGCCUCACAUGCAACAAUCCUGAAGUGCUUUGCAAAGGUGCCUGUAGAAAGCAUGGCACUACAAUGAUUUAGAGCAACUUCAGAAUCCAUGGCAAAGAGUCUUCAGAUACGUACUGACCUUCUUGUGGAAAACACUUUGAAAUGUUUGCUCUAGGCUGCUGCCUUGCCAGUUUUACAGUGAUGCAACAACGUUGUGACUUGGUUUAUUUGGUUGAAGUGCCUUUUGAACUGCAGUGUAAAAGAAAGCGGAGGAUGGGUGACAUGAAGUGUCGUGCUGUUGCAGUGUUUUUUGUUAAUCACUGUAUAGUAUUCGUUUUUUGCCCUGCAGUUCAAAAUGCACUGAUGUCCAUUUUGCAGCAUUUCGGUGCAUUGACCAUCUCUGAGUACACACUGUAUCAAAUUUCGCAUAAUGGCUGCAAGGUUACUGCAUUAUCAUUCAUCAUCCCUACGAUUAGUUAUGCACUCUGGCUUGCUCAAGACACUUUUCUCGUUUGAAUAGUUCCUGGCCAUUUUCAAAGAAACAUCUCACAAAAAACCACAAUAUAUUUGUGUCAAGAAUGUGAGGGAGCGCAAUUUCCUUAGUGUGCAGAGAGUCCUUGUAGAUAGAUGCCCAUCCUGGGCAGUGCGGACAGCCUUUUGGCCUUAAACAUUGCCAGACCUCUUCCACACAAGAAAAGGCAGACUGUGUGCAACACAGUGAAUAUGUAGUUACAUGCCAAGUUGUGUGCAGUCUCACUAUGUACCUAAGGCCACCCACUGUUAUCGCAUAUCUUGUACCAUUAAGACGAAGAAUUCACGAUGAAAGCCUAUUCAAGACUUCGAUACCGUGCCAAUAAGACGGGAUCAACGAUUGCAGUAUUGUUUGACAAUCUAGAAGAAAGAAUUAGCCAUGCACAGAAUUUAACCACUUUUAAUUUAAACAGAACUUACUAUGCAGUCAAGCCUCGUCAUAAUUGAAGCUGCAUUCAUUACGAAAAAACCUGUGUUAUAUUCAACAUUCGUUAUGAGCCUGUAUCGUUACAUUCUGACAUUCGCAAAAAGCAUUUUAGGUUUACUUUGUUGUAUCCGAUAAUUUAUUACAUCCAUGUUCGUUAUAUCGAGGUACGACUUUUUUUACACUCUUGAAAUUGGAAUAAACUGCAGAUGUUGUUAGCACAAUCAGGGUUUAUUUUUAAAUUUUUUUUCACAUUAUUAACAAUUUAUUAGACUUCCUUUUGCAGCUUUUGCAUUUGUAUGUCAGGCAAUAGGGCUAAGUAUUUUUGCCAUCUCUUAUGAUGUCCUUAAUAUAUGUUUGCACUUGUUCAGGGUGAUGGAGCUUUGGAGAAAGUUAUCUGGGUGUGGUAAAGAUAUUUCGGUCUGGUGUCGUAAUUUUUAUUAACAAAUUCAGCCUUCUGAAGCUGCCAUGUUCCAAAUCCUUUCAAAAGUUCUCCGAAUGUAUAUAUAUUGUAUUUUGUACUGCAGCAAAGACACUCAGUCAUUUAAUGCAUGAAUCAUGUACAUCCUCUGAAAAACAAGAUUGUGUACGUUUUGGUGGCUUCUCCCCAUGUACUGUUUAUUCUUGCUUUGAAGUAGGCAUAAAUGCUUGACUGGGAGACUUGACGUUUUAAAAAAAGGUCUUUUUUCACAAUACAUUGUGAAAUAUAAAGUAAGGUUGAUUAGCCUCAGGGCCUUGCUGAAUGAAUCAAUUUAGCAAGUAUCUGUGUUCUACCAUGUAGACUCGUGUAAGGGACACACUUUCCUUUUCACAAUUUUGACGAGCUGUGGCCAUUACACGGGACAAUCUUUUGGUCCAAAUAGUGCCGGUGCAGCCGAUGACUAUUGCGCACCCCAGAUCCCCAAAUGUACCACUACAACAGAGGUCAACGCACAACUCUCACCAUCUAGUAGCAGCAUGCGGAAGUGCGCAGCGUGCGAGAAGUCGCCGAUACAUGCGCACGCCAUCAGGGCGCCAAACGUGAUUGCUUCUCCGAUGAAAACCUUUUGUUUUUGAUUUUGGGUUGCGAAGUUGUGGGUGCGACCCUUGCACGUGUGCUGCCCUUACAUGAGUCUAUACGGUAUACAGAAGUAUUUUUCAUAGUGAACUGCCCUGCAAUGUUCACAUUCAAAUGGAAACAAACCAAAUGAAACUAUUAAAUAGGCAUAGCUACCUGGGCUGGAAUGACUGGCCGAGAAAUCGAAAUUGACUGAGAAACGCACAUUUCACACGUCUAGCACCAACCAUUGUCAUAUUUUGCAUGGGUAAAUACUCUAUUUGCUCAAUUGUGACAUGCACUCAAUCAUCACUCCCAGAAAUGAAAAAUGUAAUGCCCUUGUUUGUUCACUUACCGGUUUCUCAUGGUAAGCAACGGAAUACAGUAAUGAUGAUUUGCUCUCUUGUAAAAAGAAAAUUUAUUGUAUCUGAGACACAGUAGGUCAGGCACCACUCAUAAUCACUGUCAGAGUCUUAUCACUAUAAACUGCCCAGAGCAUCAAAUCUUCCCUUUGCAGACCAUUGCAGCCUAACCAUAGCAUCUAGAAUAGCCUAAUGAACUUGCAAAGUGGGCACGAAUCUACCGCAGCUAAUACAGCUGCAGUGACAUGUGAAUUGGAGUAAAAAAAAUAUUAUGUCAAUGAUAAUAAAUUGUCACUGUAACACAUUUAGUUUCAUGCUCAGACCUAACAUGCAUAUAAUUUGGUAAAAAAAUUUUCUGGAAAAAUGUGUGCGUUAGAAUUGAGUAAAUAUGGUAGUGUUCUGAAAUUUUUCUAAAGCUUUACUGAAGCUGCUGGGUUCCUUUACUUUAUUAUUCUUUUUUGUGGAUAUACUCAGGUAAAUGGUACAUCAUUUUGUCUUGCUUUACUCGUAUAGUUUUGGAAGUUUUUUACAACUCUUCAAUAUUUGUUUGUAAUUGUUUCAGGACUCGUUAAUUGUUACUGUGUUCAAUUACUGAUCUCAGUGAGCACGUGUUUACACAACUGUGAUGUUGCAUCAAUUGUUCACCAAAAUUGUGUACAUUAUCUGUAAUUUUCAUAAUCAUAAUAAAGACGUUCAUUAUUUUUUA
Molecule: messenger RNA, 9605 nt
Organism: Dermacentor andersoni
Lineage: Eukaryota; Metazoa; Arthropoda; Arachnida; Ixodida; Ixodidae
Gene: PAN2
Product: PAN2-PAN3 deadenylation complex catalytic subunit PAN2
Biological process (GO): mRNA processing; nuclear-transcribed mRNA poly(A) tail shortening
Cellular component (GO): PAN complex; P-body
Molecular function (GO): protein binding; nucleic acid binding; poly(A)-specific ribonuclease activity
Source: RefSeq, a predicted model, not a curated record